AGCCAAACCCCCUGCUGCUUAUAAAAAUGCCAUCUGAAAUCUGAUCCUAAGCGAGCCGACAGCAGCCUGCCUGUGGUCACUGUAAUCCUAGCAGAAUAAGAUUAUCUCUGUGUGGAAACAGUAGGCCGGGGUGGGGAGGGCACUCCCAUCAGCUGUGUGUCUAAGACUGAGCCUCCUGAACCCACCAUUAAUCUCUGCACACAGACACACCUUGACAGCUUUCAUAUAAAGCUUCGCCCCUGACUGGACUACAGCAGUAGCCCUCGGUGGGAUGAGGAAAGUCUCCAAAGUGACGUCUUGAGCAUCAACACCUUCAAGCAAAGAAAAAAAUGGACCUUACAGCAACCAUUUCUGCUCUUCUGCUGCUGCUGCUUCUGGGCAUCUGUAAUGCUCACCAAGGCAAUGAUCUCAGUGCAGACGAUGAGAUCUCGGCGGUCCAGUCUGCCAAAGAGGACAUUAGCACCGUUAUCCUCAGAAUGAACAAUGGAUCCAGAGACUUCCUGCUCGAAGGAGACUUGGUAAUUCAAAAAACUAGGACGGCUAUGAAGUGCAGAAAUAAAGUGUAUUCCUGUCUGUGGCCAAAGUCUGCGAACGGAAAUGUGGAAGUCCCUUACAUUAUUAGUCACAAAUAUGAUAACAGUGAGAGGAGUGCGAUAAUACAAGCAAUGAAGGAUUUUGAAAGGCAGACCUGUAUUCGCUUCGUUCCACGUAGAUUUGAGAGAGCGUACCUCAGCAUUCAAUCAAGAUUUGGUUGCUCCUCUCUGCUGGGUCGCAUUGGAGACAGACAGAUGGUGUCGCUGCAGAGGUUCGGCUGCAUUGAUCACAGUAUCAUCCAGCACGAGCUGAUGCAUGCUUUAGGUUUCUACCACGAACACACUCGGAGCGACCGCGACCACUACGUCAGAAUCAACUGGGAAAACGUCCCAGACUAUUUUAAGAAGAACUUCAACAAGCAGGACACAGAAAAUCUCAACAUUCCGUACGACUACAGCUCUGUGAUGCACUAUGGAAGAACUGCCUUUGGACUGUACGGAGCAGAAACUAUAACUCCCAUCCCUGACGAGUCUGUCCCCAUCGGCCAGAGGGAGGGUCUGUCCAAAACUGACAUUCUCAGGCUCAACGUGCUCUACAAAUGUUACAGAAUAUAAUCGUUGCAUCAUUUCUUUGUAUGUAGUCAAUUAAAUUCUGUCAUGAAAGCAUUUUCUUCUCUGUUUCAAGUUUCAGAAGGAAAAUCAGCAAAAAAUAAAGUUGGGAAAUAUUUGCAAAAAAGGCCAAUGAAUUUAAUUAGACACAGAAAAAUUGACUGAGGGGCAAAUAUAUGGCAAUAUCUUCAUAAUUGAGUUCAUUUCCAUUUCGGUUCAUAGUAAUUAAGUCUGGGA
Messenger RNA from Acanthochromis polyacanthus (spiny chromis), 1379 nucleotides. RefSeq names its product low choriolytic enzyme-like. Lineage: Eukaryota; Metazoa; Chordata; Actinopteri; Pomacentridae. The transcript is spliced from 8 exons. Bases 330 to 1148 code for a protein of 272 amino acids. Gene Ontology annotation, biological process: proteolysis. The record is from RefSeq and is a predicted model, not a curated record. Gene Ontology annotation, molecular function: zinc ion binding; metalloendopeptidase activity.